Lathyrus sativus (Indian pea) is the source of this 1608-nucleotide messenger RNA. NCBI's taxonomy places the organism in Eukaryota, Viridiplantae, Streptophyta, Magnoliopsida, Fabales, Fabaceae. The record is from the annotation of a GenBank genome assembly.
AUGAAACUCCCAACUUUCGCAGACCCUGAAUCACUCUCUCACGUUUACAAUUUACUUCAGAAUUCGUUUCAUCAAAUGAAUAAUCCAAACAAUAACAGCGCUGGUUCUACCAAUAUCAGAAAAAGACGCAGAAAAAAUGAAGGUGGUGGUGCUGAUGACGGUGAUGAAGAUGAUGAUAAAGGUUCAGUUUCAAUCAACAAUGGAGAAAACAAGAAGAAGAAAGAAGAAUUGAAAGGUAUUCUCACAUCAAUUCUCUUACUGGAUGAACAAGAGAAACAAGAGAUUGAUAACAGCAGAAGAGUCUCGGAGGAUGAGAAAUUCUCGUUAGAGACAAAUCACAAGAAGAAAACCAAAGCUAUGUCUGAGUAUUUCUCUAAUCUAGAUGAUUGUUUUAGCCAAGUUGAAGAAUCGGAGAGAGUCAAGAGGAAAACGACGCGAAACAUGUCGAAUUCUGUAGUUUUUGCUGCUGCAUGUAGUGAGAGUUUCGAAGAAGAGAGUAGCGAACGUGUUAACGAAACGAACGGUUCGAAAUCGGGUGGCUCGCAGAGAAGGCUUUGGGUGAAGGAUCGUUCGAAAGCAUGGUGGGAUGAAUGUAACAAGGAUGAUUUUCCUGAAGAUGAGUUUAAGAAAGCUUUCAGAAUGGGAAAAUCGACUUUCGAUUUGAUCUGCGAAGAAUUGAAUUCUGCGAUUGUGAAAGAAGACACAACUCUGAGGAAUGCGAUUCCGGUGAGACAAAGAGUAGCUGUUUGUCUAUGGAGAUUAGCAACAGGUGAUCCUCUUAGAAUUGUUUCGAAGCGAUUCGGUUUAGGUAUAUCCACUUGUCAUAAACUUGUUCUUGAAGUUUGCACUGCUAUUAAAACUGUUCUUAUGCCUAAGUAUCUGCAAUGGCCUAAUGAGGCUUCUUUGCGAAAAAUUAAAACCGAAUUCGAGGGAAUUUCGGGGAUUCCUAAUGUCGUAGGAUCGAUGUAUACUUCACAUGUUCCUAUCAUUGCUCCUAAGAUUAGUGUUGCUGCUUAUUUUAACAAGAGACACACCGAGAGGAAUCAGAAAACUUCGUAUUCGAUUACAGUUCAAGGCGUUGUUGAUACAAACGGCGUUUUCACCGAUGUAUGUAUCGGUUGGCCCGGUUCAAUGCCUGAUGAUCAAGUACUGGAAAAAUCAGCACUUUUUCAAAGGGCUAACAAUGGAGGACUUCUUAAAGGUAAUUGGAUUGUUGGAAGUUCAGGUUAUCCUCUAAUGGAUUGGAUUUUGGUGCCAUAUACUCAACAGAAUCUCACUUGGACACAACACGGUUUUAACGAGAAAAUCGGCGAGAUACAGAAAGUUUCUAAGGAUGCAUUUGCUAGAUUGAAAGGUAGGUGGAGUUGUUUACAGAAAAGGACUGAAGUUAAGCUUCAAGACUUGCCUGUUGUUCUUGGUGCUUGCUGUGUUCUGCAUAACAUCUGCGAGAUGAAAGGCGAGACAAUGGAUCCGGAACUUAAUGUCGAUGUUGUUGACGAUGAAAUGGUACCGGAAGUUGGUAUGAGAUCGGUUAGUUCGUUGAAAGCUCGAGAUGCUAUUGCGCAUAAUCUUCUGCAUCAUGGUUUAGCAGGAACUUCAUUUCUUUAA